AUCCAUGCAGCAAUGUUAUCUGCUACAACGGUGGUAAAUGUGUAGCCAGUGGAACUGUUGGAGUGUGUCAAUGUCCACAAGGAUAUGUGGGUACCUGGUGUGAAAACAAACAAGAUCCAUGCAGCAAUGUUAUCUGCUACAAUGGAGGUAAAUGUGUAGCCAGUGGAACUGUUGGAGUGUGUCAAUGUCCACAGGGAUAUGUGGGUACCUGGUGUGAAACUAAACAAGAUCCGUGCAGCAAUGUUAUCUGCUACAAUGGAGGUAAAUGUGUAGCCAGUGGAACUGUUGGAGUUUGUCAAUGUCCACAGGGAUAUGUGGGUACCUGGUGUGAAACUAAACAGGACCCAUGCAAAAACACAAUCUGUUACAAUAAUGGUCGUUGUGUAGCUCAUGGAAACACAGCAGUCUGUGAAUGUUUCCAGGGAUAUGUUGGCACCUGGUGUGAAACUAAACAAGACCCUUGCAAAAAUCUCGUCUGCUACAAUGGUGGUCGCUGUGUAGCCAGAAACAAUGUUGCAGUCUGUGAAUGUCCACAAGGUUAUGUCGGUACUUGGUGUGAGACUAAACAAGAUCCAUGCAAAAAUAUCAUGUGCUAUAACGGAGGACGUUGUGCAAGCAGAAACAAUGUGGCAGUCUGUGAAUGUCUCCACGGUUACUCCGGAACGUGGUGUGAGACUAAACUGGGUAAAUGUGAUAACGGGGGCCGCUGCUUGGCUAUGGGUGACCGCCCGUACUGUGAAUGCCUGCAGGCCUAUACUGGUGUCAGGUGUGAGACGAGAACAGUGGACAGAUGUCCAGCAGGCUCACACAGUUGUGAAGAUGAUCAGAAACUCAGAUGUGUACCUGAUCUGUGCAAAAGCUGUCUUGCUGGUGAGAAGUGCAAGGUGGUUUUUGAUGACAGAUACUGUGGAUCAGAUAUAAACUGUGAUCAAUACGUGUAA
Candidula unifasciata is the source of this 941-nucleotide messenger RNA. Lineage: Eukaryota; Metazoa; Mollusca; Gastropoda; Stylommatophora; Geomitridae. The record is from the annotation of a GenBank genome assembly.